AUGGCGGCUAUGGAGGCUAUGGCGGCUAUGGAGGUUAUGGCGGCGGCUAUGGCGGCUACGGACACGGUGGCUUCCUCGGCGGCUUCGGCUACGGCCACGGAGGCUACGGUGGCUAUGGACACGGCGUCGCUGUCGCUGCCGCUCCAGUUGUCGCCAAGGUCGCUGCCCCAGUCGUCGCUGUCGGCCACGGCGGCUACGGUGGCUACGGACACGGUGGUUUCCUCGGCGGAUACGGAGGUUUCGGACACGGAGGAUUCGGCGGCUACGGUCUCGGCCACGGUGUCGCUGUCCAUGCUGCCCCAGUCGUCGCCAAGGUUGCUGCUCCAGUCGUCGCUGUCGGCCACGGCGGCUACGGUGGCUUCGGUUACGGAUAUGGCGGACACGGCUAUGGACACUAAGCAAUUCAUCUCAAAGGGAAACGAACACUUCUUCGCCGCUUCUUAUUUAUGCGCUUGGGCCGACCAGAGCGCCGCUGGAAGUUGACUUCCGGCGGGUGGAAAACGCGAAACCGUGU
Messenger RNA from Ixodes scapularis (black-legged tick), 514 nucleotides. Its product is annotated as tick receptor for ospA-like. The record is from RefSeq and is a predicted model, not a curated record. NCBI's taxonomy places the organism in Eukaryota, Metazoa, Arthropoda, Arachnida, Ixodida, Ixodidae. The coding region runs from base 1 to 483 and encodes 160 amino acids. The transcript has 2 exons.